CGCAACAGUUCGUUUAGCUCUGCCUCCAUAUUCCACUCUACAUCAAGAUCAUUUCUAUGUCGUCAUUCUCUUCGCCAUGCUCUCUGCCUUCCUCGUCAUCUACCCCGCUGUCUACCUCCUCUUCAUGACUGUCACCCUCGUCAUGGUCGCCCCCAUUAUCACCCAUGACAGAGACGGAAAUGUUCUCGCUCGCAGUCGCUCUGUCGGAGUCACCCUCGCACUCCCCCUACGGAACUUCGACGAUCUUGUAGCACUUUUCGCGCAUCCCGAUGUAGGUAAGUUAGAUUUCAGGUAUAAUAGCGACAAGGUCGACUAA
This is a messenger RNA of Aspergillus glaucus CBS 516.65, 316 nucleotides long. RefSeq lists its product as uncharacterized. Bases 77 to 316 code for a protein of 79 amino acids. The record is from RefSeq and is a predicted model, not a curated record. Lineage: Eukaryota; Fungi; Ascomycota; Eurotiomycetes; Eurotiales; Aspergillaceae. The transcript has 2 exons.